CGCACUUAUAAAGUUUUUAACAGUUAUCAAUCAAAAUGGCAGACCGAUCCACUUUGGGCUAUGGCAUGUAGCAUCUGUAAGUUGCCAUAUCAUUGAUGAUGUCAAUAAUGUUUUUUAAAUUGUCGAAAUAUCAUGUUGACAUUUGUGAAUUUGUUCAAAAUUCUUAGAUAAGAGUUAUUAGCCAAAAUACCGACACUAAAAUGUGCGUCGGAUAAUAAUGCUAAAACCUACACAAAAAUUAAAAUGUAAAGACGAAAAAUUGCAUAUUACCAAAGAUGUACCAGACAAAGACAUCGAACUUACACUCGAACUCGAAAUGGACGAUGAGGUAAAAGACAUUAUAAGUUGUCCCGAGAAAUACGGAAAUACAAUGCUGGAUGUCACGGUAAUUAAACCAAAAUUAGAUAAAUUGUAUACGGCACAAAAGAAAAUUAUGUCUGGAGAGGAAGUUAAAAAAUUUAUAGCGGCUAUGAGUUCGUCAAGACCUUCUUCAACUAGUCCAACUAAACAGGUUCCUAAAGAUAUAAAGUUAAACAGUGACACACCUAGAAAUCCUUCUUCCAAACCAAAAAGUCCCAUGGAAAAAUUUGCACCUCCUCCAAUUCCAAGAAAUGCAGGUAACAGAACAGACAGAACAGAAGGCAGUACAUCGGAAAUGGACAAAGAAAAAAUCAAACAAAUCUACACAGCAUCCAGAACAUUCGCAGAACUAAACUCAUUUUUUGAAUGUAAAAAUAAGAACAAGAGAGAUCAAAAUUUGAAACCAGAAGAACCAUGUGCAUGUAAAAACUGUUCCAUUGUCGGUAUAGUAGCGGACUCGCAAAAGAAACCCUUUGCUAACGAAACCACAUACGUUCCCAGUCGAUUAACUAAUUGUCCAAAAAAGCAUUCCAAAGAGGAUAUUAACAGAAAGAAGACAGCUAGUAACUAUAAAGAAGAAAAUCAUAUGCAGUGUCAAUACUAUUUUAAACACCUCUCAGAGAAAAUAAGAGUGUUAGAAGAUAGAAUAGCAGCACAAGAAGAGAGGUCGGUAGCUAAAGAUUACUUCAAAAAAAUUAUUUCUAAAGUAAUGAACCACAUUAGUAAAGUUACAAACUAUGCUAGUCAAAUCAGAAUGGAAAUACCUUGUCAAACUAAGCAAAAGAGGCCAUCAUCUCGUGAAAAAUAUACCCAAGUAAAUUCAAAAUAUGUAGUUAAUCAACAAGUACAUCAAGAAAGAGAAAAACAUAUCAGCAAAGACGAACCUAGCACUAGUACAGGAACGUUUUGGAAAUGGGGUGAAGAUAUCCUAAAACCAGGAAUAGAUAUAAAAAACAAAAUCAUAUUGUUAAUGGAAGAUACUCUUAAUAAUCUUAAGAAAUCAAAAGAAAAACCAAAAGAAGAAGAGAUUAAACAGUUCGUGGACCAAUUCUCAGCUAAUCUUUACAAAACCGUACGACAAACUGGAGCCCAUCAAAAGCAAGAAAAGAUUGAUUUGCAUACCAUUAUUAAUUACAGAGAUAAUAGAGAUAAAAGUGAUAAAAUUAAAAAUAUGGCUAGAAGAUUUGCGGAAGAGCCGGUUAGUGUAACGUACGUUAAUUCGAAAAUUUUAAGAUGGAAGGAGACAGAGACUACUUUCAGGUUUGAGUCUGACAAGGAAUCUGUCAACGAUCAAAAGAAGAUGCAAGAAAUUUACAAAAUGGAGUUCAUGAAAACGUUAAAAAAUACGAGAGAAGAGGACAAGCUGAAAUUAUGGUUCAGCAUUUGGAACCAAGCUAUUAAAAAUAGUCAAGAUAAAACCGACAAGGUCACUAUUCAGAUACCUGAUCGGAGGGACCCUAAAAAGAAACAUGUAGAAAUUGCAUAUACAUUAGGAGAUUUGGAAUAUUUACUGUUAGGUCAAAAAAGUAGGAAUAGAUAACUCUGUUAUUUCAUUGUUAAAGUAACCCAAGGUUUUUAUUGGUAUAGACCAUAUUAAAGCUCUAUAAGUGCU
Molecule: messenger RNA, 1972 nt
Organism: Psylliodes chrysocephalus
Lineage: Eukaryota; Metazoa; Arthropoda; Insecta; Coleoptera; Chrysomelidae
Source: the annotation of a GenBank genome assembly